Messenger RNA from Thalassophryne amazonica, 2811 nucleotides. It is a transcript of the gene ilvbl, whose product is annotated as ilvB (bacterial acetolactate synthase)-like. NCBI's taxonomy places the organism in Eukaryota, Metazoa, Chordata, Actinopteri, Batrachoidiformes, Batrachoididae. Gene Ontology annotation, molecular function: thiamine pyrophosphate binding; magnesium ion binding; flavin adenine dinucleotide binding. Gene Ontology annotation, cellular component: acetolactate synthase complex. The coding region runs from base 312 to 2180 and encodes 622 amino acids. The transcript is spliced from 14 exons. Gene Ontology annotation, biological process: L-valine biosynthetic process. The record is from RefSeq and is a predicted model, not a curated record.
ACGCCUGUGAAUAUUUCCGCUAAUGUUCCAGCCUCUACAACCGGUACAGUAGAAAAUAAAGUGUUCCAUAGUUUCAAGUUAAAAGAUUCAGUUACGUCUCUCAGUAUUUGGAUAUUAAUUUUAUUUUUUCCUUCAUGUCUCAGCGAACGACAUAGCCGAGUUACGACUUUUCACAUGGUUGUGUUGAUGUUGACGGUCGUUGCGCGGAUAGCUUAGCCUGACUGAUAAAGUGCAGCAUAGGUUUGAGUUUUGCGCUGAAUUAGACGUUUUUUCUCGGACUGACUUUUUUAAAUAAGUGCUUCUUUACGACAAUGGAACAUUUCGUAGUAGGUGUUGGAUUCUGUGUGAGUAUUAUGCUGAGUGGGCUUAUUUUCACAGCCCAUAAACUUGGUUUAUUCUAUCAACUGUUUCACAAGACUGAGACAAAAAGUCCACGGCAUGGUGGCGAGAGUGUGGCAGAGGUUCUGCGUUCCCAUGGAGUAAAGUACGUUUUCACUCUUGUCGGCGGACACAUCUCACCCAUCCUGGUGGCUUGUGAGAAGGUGGGCAUCCGCAUUUUGGACACCAGACACGAGGCCACUGCUGUCUUUGCUGCUGAUGCUGUGGCAAGACUCUCAGGCACUAUUGGUGUUGCAGCAGUGACUGCUGGUCCAGGCCUCACGAACACUGUGACAGCUGUGAAGAAUGCCCAGAUGGCUGAAUCUCCUGUCCUGCUUUUGGGAGGAGCAGCUGGUACACUUCUUCAGGGCAGAGGAGCACUUCAAGAUAUUGAUCAGAUUUCUCUCUUCAAGCCACUGUGCAAGUUCUGUGCAUCCGUCAGGACCGUUAGGGAGAUUGUGCCUACCAUCAGGAAGGCUCUGGCGAUCGCUCAGUCUGGAACUCCUGGUCCUGUUUUCAUAGAGUUGCCCAUUGACAUCCUCUAUCCCUUUCACCUGGUUUCCCAAGAGUUGUUAAUGAAAAACUCUCCCAAAGGCCUGAUGGGAAAAAUUGUCUCAUGGUACGUCCAAAACCACCUCAUGAACCUGUUUGCUGGAGCCUGGGAGACCAAAGAUCUGUCUCCACUGCCUGUUGACAUCCCACAUGCCACAGAUGAUCAGGUACAAAGGUGUGUAGAGCUGGUGAGCCGAGCCAAGAAACCGGUUAUUCUGAUGGGUAGCCAAGCAACACUACCCCCAAUGCCUGUGGAAGACAUUAGGAAGGUGUUAGAGGAGCUGGGUAUCCCAUGCUUCCUUGGAGGCAUGUCACGUGGCAUACUGGGUAGAAACAGCCCAAUCCACAUUCGGCAGAACAGACGAGAAGCUCUGAAGGAGGCUGACGUGGUGCUGUUGGCAGGUACUGUAUGUGAUUUCCGUCUGAACUAUGGCAGAGUUUUCAACAAACGCAGCAAGAUCAUUGCUGUCAACAGAGACAAGACACAGCUGCUGAAAAACUCAGAUAUGUUCUGGAAGCCAACUGUAGCAGUUCAAGGUGAUGCAGGUUCUUUCUUAGUUCGUCUUUCCAAAGGCUUAAAGGGACACCGCUGCCAAGAGGAAUGGCUUCAGAGCCUCAAAGCAGGAGACAUCAGCAAAGAAAAUGCAAACAGGGUGAAAGCUGAUGAGAAGACAGAUCAUCACUUAAAUCCCCUGAAAGUUCUCCACUGUGUGGAUGAGCUGAUGGCAGAGGACAGCAUCAUUGUUGCAGAUGGGGGUGAUUUUGUGGGAAGUGCUGCUUACAUAUUGAAACCAAGAGGACCUCUGCGCUGGCUCGACCCAGGAGCAUUUGGGACGCUGGGAGUUGGAGGAGGCUUUGCCCUCGGAGCAAAACUGUGCCGGCCUGAAGCUGAGGUAUGGAUAGUGUAUGGUGAUGGGUCUUCAGGAUACAGUAUUGCUGAGUUUGACACCUUCACCAGGCACAAGACACCAGUGAUUGCACUUGUGGGAAAUGAUGCAUGUUGGAGUCAGAUUGCCAGAGAGCAAGUCCCGCUCCUUGGCAGCAACGUGGCAUGUGGCCUCUCUUUUACAGAUUACCAUAUAGUGGCGGAUGGCUUUGGUGGUAAGGGAUUCCUUGUAAGGCGUGAGGAUGAAGACGGGCUGUGUGACAUCAUCAAGCAGGCUCAGAGAGUGUGCCAGGAUGGCAAGGCCACACUUCUGAAUGUUCUGAUAGGGAAAACUAAUUUUAGAGAGGGCUCAGUCUCUGUUUAGAGGAAUUAACUUCCUUCCCAUGUAACAUUCUUUCAUGCAUAUUUGCAGUCAAGGUCCAUGAAAGAUUUCAGAGAAUAGUAGGAAACUGUCAGAUACUGAUUAGUCCAGCCUUAUCCAGACUUCUGCUAAUCCUGUGUGGCCUUAAAACCAAAUUUCACUAUGGAAAUAGCCUUUGACCUGACCGUUAUCUUUCUUCAAGGAGUUCAUGAACUGUUAGCCUUAUAUCUGUUAAAGGGGAGCAGUGGCAUUUUUCAAACUAUGCUCUAUUAUAAGAUGUUUAUGGGUUAAGCUUUUCACUUCAAAAUCUAUUUUAACUGGUUCAGUAUUGACUUAGAAGGCUAACACCAUUAUACAGUGUAUGGCUAUGGAGCAAGCUUAGACCUUUGUAAUAAACUGCUUCUACACCACUAAAUAGGUCAAAAUAUUAUUAGAAGUGAUCAGAGAAGCAAUUUUAAUUAGUCAGGAUGAAAUGUGCAGAGCAUAUGUAGUGAUAAUCUGAACAUGGCCGCCAACAUUUGCUCCUGCCAUCAUUUACAGCUGCGGUGCUUCGCUGGAAAGUACUGCAAUAUGUUACUUCUUUGUGCCACACUGUCAGAGCGCCACACCCUCAAUGCUACCACUGGGUGUAAAU